Darwinula stevensoni is the source of this 372-nucleotide messenger RNA. The record is from the annotation of a GenBank genome assembly. NCBI's taxonomy places the organism in Eukaryota, Metazoa, Arthropoda, Ostracoda, Podocopida, Darwinulidae.
AUGUAUCCUGGGGCGAUCGGCAACCCGGCGUCAGAUGCGGGGAAAACAAGCUCGAAAAACCGCCUGACCCAAUCAAAUCCUAAUGCAGGCCGAAACGAGACCGAAACUACAACUUUGAUCAAUUUUGAUUUCAUCCGGUUUUUGUUUGCAGUGAAGCUUCAGUUCCGGGGAUUCCACAUCAAGAACAUUCCCUGGAACGAAUCCUACGCCACGGUCGGGUCCACGGAGUUCAACGGCCUCUGCUCCAAGAUCGAAUUCGGCGCAUUUGAGCUCUUCGACAAAUCGAUGGGGGUAACCCAGUCCAAGGAAUCUUCAGAAAACUCUGGCCCGGAGGACGGAGGGAAGAAAAUUGGAAAACCGGAGAGUGCAUAA